Messenger RNA from Trematosphaeria pertusa, 1518 nucleotides. RefSeq names its product cyclophilin-like protein. Gene Ontology annotation, biological process: protein peptidyl-prolyl isomerization. The transcript is spliced from 2 exons. The record is from RefSeq and is a predicted model, not a curated record. Gene Ontology annotation, cellular component: nucleus. NCBI's taxonomy places the organism in Eukaryota, Fungi, Ascomycota, Dothideomycetes, Pleosporales, Trematosphaeriaceae. Gene Ontology annotation, molecular function: peptidyl-prolyl cis-trans isomerase activity; RNA binding. Bases 32 to 1507 code for a protein of 491 amino acids.
ACCCCCUCACACGGCGCGACCGACUCCGGCCAUGUCUGUGCUCCUGGAAACGUCACUGGGCGACAUUACCAUCGAUCUGCUGGUCGACGACGCGCCCAAAUGCUGUGAGAACUUCCUCAAGCUCUGCAAAAUCAAGUAUUACAACUUCGCGCCGGUCCACAACGUCCAGCCAAAUUUCUCCUUCCAAACCGGCGAUCCUAUUGGCCCUGGCUCCCAGGACAGCGAUGGCGGCCGCUCCAUCUGGGGCGCGCUCGACCCCGCAAACGCGACGAAGAAAACCUUCAGGCCCGAGUUUGCGCGCAAGUUGAAGCAUGCGGAGAUGGGCACCGUUAGCAUGGCCACGGCGCCCGCCCCGGACAACCCAGACGAGCGGUUUGCGGGGAGUCAGUUUAUUGUCACGCUCGGCUCCAACAUCGAUUUCUUGGAUGGUAAAGCUGCCAUAUUUGGCCAGGUCGUGGAAGGUUUUGAUACGCUCGAGAAAAUAAACGCCGCGUUCAUUGACGACAAGGGUCGGCCACUGAAGGACAUUCGCAUCCUGCAUACCGUCAUUCUCGACGAUCCAUAUGAUGACCCAGAGGGCGUCGUGGAACCUCCAGAGAGCCCCGUGCCCUCCGCGGCCCAGCUUGCGACAGUACGUGUCGGCUACGAUGAGGAGUUGGAAGAAGAGAAGGACCCAGAAGCGCUCGAGCGUGUCCGCCGAGAACGCGAAGCGCGAGCACAGGCGCUCACGCUCGAAAUGGUUGGCGAUCUCCCGUUCGCGGAAGUCGCGCCGCCGGAGAACGUGCUGUUCGUGUGCAAACUUAAUCCUGUGACGCAAGACGAAGAUCUUGAGCUUAUCUUCUCACGGUUCGGCAAGAUCCUAAGCUGCGAGAUUAUCCGGGACAAGCGGACUGGGGAUAGUCUGCAGUACGCGUUCAUAGAGUACACGAACCAGAAAGAUUGCGAACAGGCAUACUUCAAGAUGGAUGGCGUUUUGAUUGAUGAUCACCGCAUCCACGUCGACUUCUCGCAGAGCGUCUCCAAGAUUGCCGACGAUUGGCGGGACAGCACGAACAAGAAGCGAAGAAGAGCAGCCGGUGGUGGCUUCGGCGGCAUCAGCAACCUGGAGAGGAAGAAGCAGUACCGCGGCGAGUCUGCUCGGGAAAUCGUGAGUGAUUCGGUAGUCGAUAAGCUCAUCAUAGAUCGGGGAACCUCGAAAAGGGACACAGAUGACCGCCCGCGGUACCCAGACUCCCGCGGAAAUGGAAUUUCGCGCGAUGGGAAUGACUCUCGGAGGGACGAUGGUCGCCGACGAGAGCGGAGGGAGGCCUACCAUGACGACCGCUGGAAACGUGACCGCAGUCGAAGUCCAAGACGCGAGCGCCGCGAUCGCGAUGCAGGCGGGCGGUACGAAAAUCCUCGACAAGAGCGCAGCCGCAGCCGGGAUCGCUAUCGGGACAGCCGAAGGGAAAGAAGUCGUGACCGGUACAGGAGGGAUGAUAGGGAUGAGCGGCGGCGUCGAGACUGAUCCAAGUUCUG